Candoia aspera is the source of this 610-nucleotide messenger RNA. Its product is annotated as prolyl-tRNA synthetase associated domain-containing protein 1-like. The transcript has 2 exons. The record is from RefSeq and is a predicted model, not a curated record. Gene Ontology annotation, molecular function: aminoacyl-tRNA deacylase activity. Lineage: Eukaryota; Metazoa; Chordata; Lepidosauria; Squamata; Candoiidae. The coding region runs from base 65 to 589 and encodes 174 amino acids.
ACUCGAGAAGAGGAGCGGCGUCCGCGCCUCCUGCUCUGUCCGCGGCAAUUGGGGGGAGGCCGCGAUGGCUAGGCAGCCGCCGGCGGUGGGGGCGCUUCGACAGGCGCUGGAGGUUCACUUGCAGGGCCUGGGCAUCCAAGCGCUCAGCGUGGAACACCCCGAAGUAUUCACAGUUGAAGAAAUGAUGCCUUAUGUACAACACUUAAAAGGAGCUCACAGCAAAAAUCUUUUCCUUAAAGAUAAGAAGAAAAAAGGCUUUUGGCUGGUGACAGUUCUGCAUGAUCGACAAAUCAAUUUAAACGAUUUGGCAAAGAAGCUGGGUGUUGGAAGUGGGAACCUGCGCUUUGCUGAUGAAGCAGCCAUGUUAGACAAGCUGAAAGUUGGCCAGGGAUGUGCAACCCCCUUAGCUCUUUUCUGUGACCAGGGAAAUGUGAACUUUGUUUUGGAUGCUGGCUUUCUGGAAGGAGGUCAUGAUAGGCUUUAUUUUCACCCAAUGACCAAUGCAGCAACUAUGGGACUGCACCCAGAUGACUUUCUAAAAUUUCUGAAGUUCACAGGACAUGAGCCUAUAAUUGUGCAUUUUGAUUAAAACAGCAAAUAGCUUUGUAAC